This is a messenger RNA of Papaver somniferum (opium poppy), 549 nucleotides long. RefSeq lists its product as uncharacterized. Lineage: Eukaryota; Viridiplantae; Streptophyta; Magnoliopsida; Ranunculales; Papaveraceae. The transcript has a single exon. Bases 1 to 549 code for a protein of 182 amino acids. The record is from RefSeq and is a predicted model, not a curated record.
AUGAAAAACAGCAUAAGAUGUUGCAUAUCUUGCAUUCUACCAUGUGGAUCUCUAGACGUAAUUCGGGUUAUUCACUCAAACGGGCAAGUCGAAGAAUUCAGCGAAAUAAUUCGAGCAGGUGAUCUUAUGAAGUUGAACCCGAAACAUUUGGUGAGAAGAUCUGCAUUGCCAUCUGAAGAAGGUAGUAGUGUUCAGAAGAUUAUAAUCAUGUCGCGGGAUGCUGAGCUAAAGCGUGGUAAGAUUUAUUUUCUAGUACCCAUGUCGUUAUUGCCGCGUAAAGCUCGAGCCAGACCCGCGCCAGACAAUAAUAAGAAGAAGAUCAAUAUCGUUAAGAGAGAAGAACAAGGUAGUAGUAGUAGCGGAAAACACCCGAAUUUAGCUUGCUCCAUGAAUUCAAAGCUUCUUAUAUCUUCUGAUCGGUACUUGACAGAGAUUUUGUCAGAGAAGAACAUUUCUUCAACUCAAAGACAUCGAAGAAGUAGACAUGAUCGAAGCCGCAUAUGGAGGCCUAACUUGGCAAGCAUUUCGGAAACCGCAGAUGAUCUUUAG